AUGGAGGCUAAGGCUGGGGAUUCAGUGGUAUGGAGGAGCCUAUUAAGUUCUAAGGAGCUGUUACAGAGAGGGAUUAGGAAGACUGUUGGUGAUGGACGAACUAUAAAUAUUUGGGAGGAUAAUUGGAUUCCUGAUAUGGAGAAUGGAAGAAUUAGGACCAGGAAACCUCAACACUGCCAACUAAAAUCUGUCCAUGAGCUGAUGAAGGAUGGUAGAUGGAAUGAGGACCUGAUGAGCACCUACUUUGAGGAGGAGGACUGCAGCAAGAUUAAGAAAAUUCCUAUUAGUGAACGAGGAGACAAGGAUAGACUAGUGUGGGUGUUUUCAAGUGCUGGCCAGUAUACUGUCAAGAAUGGCUAUGCGGUGGCAAAAGACAUGCAGAAAGGAAAGAGAGGCCUAAUCAUCAAAGGGGCAGCACCAAUAGAAAUAUGGAGGAAUCUGCAUGCAGAGCUAAUAUGGAAGGCGGCUCCCAUCUGUUGGGAUGGUCUCAAUGUUUAUAGGAUUAAUUUUUGGCAUUGGUGGAAUAGUUUGGUGGAAGCUAAGGAAAGAAAGGAGGGCAGGAACCAUAUUGAACUGACGAUUAAUACACUGUGGCAAAUUUGGAAAUCAAGAAAUCUAAUUCAGUUCAGCAAUGACAGAAAAUGUCCUGGCUUUGUUGUUGGUAAAGCUGUGCAGGAAUGGCAAGAGUAUGCUGAGGUAGUUAAUGAGGGGAUGGGCCGAAAAAGGACGAAGGAUGGAAAGAUAGGUUGGGGAGUGGUAGCCAGAUGUAGCAGUGGUAAGAUGGUAGGAGCCUGGGCAGGGAGUGAACAGAGAUUUGGGGAUCCUGCUGUGGAGGAAGCUAGAGCUAUCAGGAAGGCUAUGACCAUAGCCAUGAAGAAUGGUUGGAAGGACAUAGUUAUACAAUCAGAUUGUAAGAUUGUGAUUGAGAAGAUCAAGUUGGGAAGGUUGGAGGAUCCUCGGACCAGUGUGUGUUAUUUGACAUACUACAACUCUACAACUGGGGAAAGAGUUUCGGAACUGCUCUUUCUCCUGUAUCAGAAGGGAUGGCAAUGUAGUGUCCCAUUUUUGGCAAGAUUUGCCUUAAACUUAGCUGCUGAUAUAGCCUGGAGAAUUUCCUUUCCUAGCUGGCUGCUUCAGUUAGCCCAGCAAUGA
Messenger RNA from Coffea arabica (coffee), 1152 nucleotides. The record is from RefSeq and is a predicted model, not a curated record. NCBI's taxonomy places the organism in Eukaryota, Viridiplantae, Streptophyta, Magnoliopsida, Gentianales, Rubiaceae.